Symbiodinium necroappetens is the source of this 255-nucleotide messenger RNA. The record is from the annotation of a GenBank genome assembly. Lineage: Eukaryota; Dinophyceae; Suessiales; Symbiodiniaceae.
AUGGCCGUGGUGGCGAGCCUGGACGAGUUUGUGGAGAAGGGCCAGCUGGAGUGCCUCAACGAAGACAAGGAGCACCCGGUGCUCAACAUCUUGGACCCAAGUCCGGACACGGCCCUCAGCUCGGACGAGAACGUGGACCAUCAGCUCCUGCUCAAGGUGCAGUUCCGGGUGCCGGUGAAGCUCCAGAGCGUGCGGAUUCUGGGCUCUUCCGAGGUGAACAUGGGCUUCGAAGAUGCAGACGAAGAGCCCGUGCAG